This is a messenger RNA of Seriola dumerili (greater amberjack), 811 nucleotides long. RefSeq names its product ubiquitin-conjugating enzyme E2 E2-like. Gene Ontology annotation, biological process: protein polyubiquitination. The transcript has 6 exons. The coding region runs from base 157 to 777 and encodes 206 amino acids. Gene Ontology annotation, molecular function: ubiquitin conjugating enzyme activity. The record is from RefSeq and is a predicted model, not a curated record. NCBI's taxonomy places the organism in Eukaryota, Metazoa, Chordata, Actinopteri, Carangiformes, Carangidae. Gene Ontology annotation, cellular component: nucleus.
UCGCGGUUUUGGCACAUUCUCCAGCAGUCAGUCAAAGCAACGGACGUUAAAGCGAGCGGACGACCAGUGUAACGGAUUACGGAAUACACGGUGGACAUUAAAAAAAAACACGUUUCUCCUGCCGCUGUGCGUCCAGCCCGCUUAGAAAGUGUCAGCAUGUCCAGUGAGGUGCAGCCGAGGCCGGACGACAGCCCCAACACCAGCGGGGGAAGCUCGGACGCCGAGCAGAGGGAGACGGCCCCUCCGGAGCAGUCGGGCCCCGAGCAGCGCGACCAGACCCAGCCCAAAAAGAAGGAGGCCAAAAUCUCCAGCAAGACCGCUGCCAAGCUCUCCACCAGCGCCAAGAGAAUCCAGAAGGAGCUCGCAGAGAUAACCUUGGACCCGCCACCAAAUUGCAGCGCCGGUCCUAAAGGAGACAACAUCUACGAGUGGAGGUCGACCAUCCUGGGCCCUCCGGGCUCCGUGUACGAGGGAGGGGUGUUUUUCCUGGACAUUGCCUUUACACCAGACUACCCCUUCAAACCACCCAAGGUGACGUUCCGCACGAGGAUCUACCACUGUAACAUCAACAGCCAGGGGGUGAUCUGUCUGGACAUCCUGAAGGACAACUGGAGUCCUGCCCUCACCAUCUCCAAGGUCCUGCUGUCCAUCUGCUCCCUGCUCACUGACUGCACCCCUGCCGACCCUCUGGUUGGAAGCAUCGCCACACAGUACCUGACCAACAGAGCUGAGCACGACAGGAUAGCCAAACAGUGGACCAAACGCUAUGCCACAUAGACCAGCUCGACUCCUCCAGGAACCCCCCCGCCCC